Lactuca virosa is the source of this 1965-nucleotide messenger RNA. NCBI's taxonomy places the organism in Eukaryota, Viridiplantae, Streptophyta, Magnoliopsida, Asterales, Asteraceae. The record is from the annotation of a GenBank genome assembly.
AUGAUUGCAAACCCUAAAAACACGGCCAAGCAUAGUCCAGUUCUCAAAGGGCGAUGGAAUACUUGCAUGAUGACGACGACGAUUAUGAAUUGGCCCCCUUCUUUGAAUCCGCUAGCUAAUUUGCUUCAUUCCGUGAUUGAUUUCCCUAUAAUCGUAUCGUUACUUCGAAACAGUCAUCGUAGUUCUACGAUUGCUCCGCUUCAUUCUCUAAGGCAUUGCGAGGAAAUCGACCGAGAAAAUGACCUUGCUCUAUACGAUGAAUUGGUUUCCUUCAAUAAAUUUGCUCAUCGCCAACCUCUCCCCUCCAUUAAAGACUUUUGCAAGUUAUUAACUCGUAUCGUUAAGAUGAAUCACUACUCCGUUGUUAUCUCACUUGUUCAACGGUUAGACGUGUUAGGAGUAAAAUCCGACAUUUAUGCAUUCAACAUCGUCAUCAACUGUUUCUGUCACCUAAACAGAGUAGAUUUUGGCCUCUCUGUAUUUGGUAAAGCCUUGAAACGUGGUUUCGAACCUGAUUAUGCUACAUUCAACACUUUGAUCAGGGGACUUUGUGCUGAUGGCAGCCUUGAUCAAGCACACAAACUGUUCGACCAAAUGCUAGAGAGUGGCUUCAAGCCUAACAUCGUAACUUAUGGGACAUUGAUAAAUGGGAUGUGCAAAUUGGGAAACACUACUGAUGCUAUUAUCCUUCUCAGAAAGAUAGAAGAAGAAUCACCAGGCGUUAUCAUCUAUAGCACCAUCAUACACACCCUUUGCAAAAACAGGCAAGUUACCCAUGCUUUGCAUCUUUUCCAAGAAAUGACUGAGAAAGGCAUAACCCCAAAUGCUGUGACUUAUCUCUGCCUGAUGCAGGGGUUAUGUAGUUCUGAAUUACCUCAACUUGCCAAAAGAUUGUUAGAUGACAUGUUAGCUCGAAACAUCUCACCAAAUUUGCAGGCUUUUAACGUGUUAAUAAAUGCAUUAUGUAAACUAGGGUUAGCAACCGAAUCACAUAAUUUCCUUGCUUUCAUGAUUGAAAAAGGAAUGCUUCCCAAUACAACCACCUACAACACUUUGAUAAAAGGGUAUUGUUUGAUUCAAAGAUUAGAUAAAGCUAAGCACUUAUUUAAUUACAUGAGUACACAAGGUUGUGAUCAUGAUGUUGUUAGCUACAAUGUUUUGAUCAAUGGAUACUGUAAGAAUCAAGAGAUAGAUGAAGGAUUAACACUACUAAAGGAAAUGUCCAAACAAAAGAUUGAUCCUAAUGUAGUUACAUACACCACAAUUAUCCAUGGUCUAUGUCUUGUUUCCAAACUCGAGGACGCACUUGUAAUUUUUCAUAAAAUGCAAGAUUGUGGACACACUGCUAAUGUUGUUACUUACAGUACUUUGAUAGAUACACUAUGCAAACAUGAAAGAGUUAAUGAGGCUUUAGAUUUGUUUAAACUAAUGGAUGAUAGACACGUGGCGCCUGAUGUGUUUACUUUUACUAGCAUCGUUGAUGGGUUGUGUAAAGUUGGGGAAAUUGAUGCUGCAAAUGAUUACUUUCUAGAACUUUCUUGUAGAGGGUUACAACCGAGUGUGUGUACAUAUACUGCAAUGAUUGGUGGGUUUUGUAGGAAUAGGAGAUUAGAUGAAGGAGAAGAGUUGUUUUUGAAAAUGGAGGAGAGUGGUUGUGUGCCAAAUGUUCAUACUUAUACUGUUAUGAUCAAUGGGUAUUGUAGAAAUGGGAAAGUUGAUGAAGCAAAUGAGUUGUUUGUAAAGAUGAAGGAGAGUGGUUGUUUGCCAGAUAGUUGUUUGAUUAAUAGUAUUAUUCAGGGGUUUCUUUUACAAAAUGAGAUAACAAAGGCGAUUCAGUAUGUUGACAUUUUGAGGGAGAAUGGGUUUUCGUUAGAUGUGUAUACGGAAGCUUUGUUGCAAAACUUUCAGUGUUGUGUGAUGUUAGAACAUUCAUCUAAGAAAGGGUUUGAGAGUUUUUCUCAAUAG